AUGGCGAUAGCCGAGAAGUGCGAGCGUACAGUGCAUGCCUGGUACUCGUACUGCCGCGCGACAUGCUUCAAGGAACUCAUCACAGUGGAGAUCGAUUAA
Molecule: messenger RNA, 99 nt
Organism: Phytophthora nicotianae INRA-310
Lineage: Eukaryota; Oomycota; Peronosporomycetes; Peronosporales; Peronosporaceae
Exons: 2
Coding region: 1-99 (32 amino acids)
Source: RefSeq, a predicted model, not a curated record